Messenger RNA from Penicillium oxalicum, 1122 nucleotides. RefSeq names its product terpene synthase family protein. The coding region runs from base 1 to 1122 and encodes 373 amino acids. The record is from RefSeq and is a predicted model, not a curated record. The transcript has 6 exons. Lineage: Eukaryota; Fungi; Ascomycota; Eurotiomycetes; Eurotiales; Aspergillaceae.
AUGACAGUCACACAUACUGAGAACGCUUUGGAAGCCAUACAGGGUCAAACUUUUGUGAUACCCAGCUUUCUGGCUCUCUUUGGUGAGAUGUCAUCUCCACUUCAUGGCGGCUACGCUUGUCUUCGCCGGUCGAUAGAUGAGCUCAUUCCACGAUUCUUUCCCAACGAAAAGAGCGGAAAGCAAGCUCAAAAGAUUCAAAGGUCCGACUUUGCGUUACUUGGUUGUCUUUGGUGGCCGAACGUUGAUCUGGAUGCUCUACGAUUGUUGACUCACCUUGCACUAUGGUACUUAGUGUGGGAUGAUGAGAUGGAGUCAAAGUAUUUGGGUGUUGAAGGCGAUCUUACCGCGGCCGACAAGUUUCGUUCUCAGACGAGGACGGUGAUUGCUAUGAGCCUAGGCCUCGCCGAUGAAGAUAGAGCGAUCAUAGAAGGCGCUCCACAUUUGAUCCAGCAAUUUUAUCCGCUUGGCGGAAGGAUAAGAUCGCAGAUCAGUCAAGGGAAUCUUGUCCUUCUCCUAGAGAUGGUCGAUAACAUUCUCGACGACUCUAAGAAGGAGCAGCACUUCGUUGUGACGAGGAAUAUACCCUCUAUCGAACAGUACUGGGACUAUCGCACAGGAACGAAUUUGAUGGAGGCUUUGUACCCUGUCACGUCACUGGCCAUCAGUUACGAGUUGACCGUAGAGGAAAUGAGAAAUCCACUGUUGCGUGAGUACUGGGAGCAAAUAAACAAGACAAUUGCCUUAAUCAAUGACAUUUUGUCGUUCAAGAAAGAAAUUGUGCGUCAAUCCGACCAUAUUGCCAUUAGUGUGCUCACUUCUCAGGAACAGGAAAAAAAAGAGACUCUGAAUCUCGUCUUUCUGAAAUACUUGGAGCUGGGAUGCCUACAGAGUGCCAUUGACUCCACAGUUGGGAUGCUCAUCAAUUCAGUAGGGGAGAUGCGACGCCUCAAAUCCAAAGUCCUCUUGGGCACUGAGCCGCACGUACAUCGACUCAUAGAAACAUGGGACCUGUAUGCCGUAGGGUUUCUUCACUGGAGUCUUAUUACCAUCCGCUACGGCCUGGACACAUUUCUACAAGAAGACGGCACAUUUAUUGUCUCUUUGAGCGAAACCUUUGACUAA